UCGAGUCUCUCUCUAUAAAAAGAAUCUCUUCCAUUCAAAUGUUCAGUAAGCUGAUGAGCUGGUGAAGGCGAGUAUAUGGGUACCUCACUGAGCCGUGCCUUAAUACGACCUCGUAUCAGUCGUAUGGUCGAAGAUCCUACUGUUAAUGCUAAGCUCUACACAUGGUCAAGUGACGAAUUUCAUGAUGAGUAAUACAGUAUCAGUAGACAUGGAAUUCGUAGCUGAAAGAGAUUACAAUGGGCGUUUUGUGCUUCGCUAUGCAGACGCUGACGAUUCUUGCGGGAUAUUCACAGAGAAAAUAGACCAGCGAAGCAUGUUCUUGUUGAGGUAUGAAGACAAAUUUCGAUGCAGAAUAGGUAUGUUGAAGUUGUACUGUGCGAUGAGAUCAGAAUAUGAAGUUCAAUUCACUACUGGCAUUGGUGGGGAUUCAGUUGUUACAUAUUUUGUUCAUGUAGUUUGUAAUCCUUUGAAAGGCCUUGACGUGGAUAUUUGUGGCCCAUAUUGUGAAUAUGAUGAUUACAUUAGACGGCCAAUUGGUUCAUGUUUCGUUGAACAUGUACAAGGCAUGCCACCACAUGGUAUUUUAAAACAGGCAAAAGUUAAGAGUGAGUCGAAUGAAGGAAAGCAAAUAGGAAAAAAUAUUGUUGGGCCUCUUCCUCUCGCCUCAACACAAAGCAGUGCUAUUCUAAAUGCAGGGCAAAACCAUGGUAGUUUCAAUGGCUCUAACUUCAAAGACUGUAACAUUACUAUUGAUACGCAGGCGAUUGGGUUCAAGGGUUUUAAUAGUACUUAGGUUCAUGUUACUUAGUAUCAUCAUCAAGAUUGUCCUGAAAAGUGAAAACUAUUGUAAAGAAAACUUUGAUAUUAGAUUAUCUAAUAACAAUC
Messenger RNA from Prosopis cineraria, 885 nucleotides. RefSeq lists its product as uncharacterized. NCBI's taxonomy places the organism in Eukaryota, Viridiplantae, Streptophyta, Magnoliopsida, Fabales, Fabaceae. The transcript has 2 exons. The coding region runs from base 146 to 793 and encodes 215 amino acids. The record is from RefSeq and is a predicted model, not a curated record.